This is a messenger RNA of Synchytrium microbalum, 948 nucleotides long. Its product is annotated as malate dehydrogenase. NCBI's taxonomy places the organism in Eukaryota, Fungi, Chytridiomycota, Chytridiomycetes, Synchytriales, Synchytriaceae. Gene Ontology annotation, molecular function: L-malate dehydrogenase (NAD+) activity. Gene Ontology annotation, biological process: malate metabolic process; tricarboxylic acid cycle. The record is from RefSeq and is a predicted model, not a curated record. Gene Ontology annotation, cellular component: cytoplasm. The coding region runs from base 1 to 948 and encodes 315 amino acids. The transcript has 3 exons.
AUGAAGGUCGCAGUCCUCGGAGCAGCCGGUGGAAUCGGUCAACCCCUCUCUCUCCUCAUGAAACUCAACCCAAACGUUGACGCUCUCUCCCUCUACGAUAUCGUUAACACUCCUGGAGUUGCUGCUGACUUGUCGCACAUUAACACCAAAUCCGUCGUUACUGGAUACAAGGGUGCUGAUUCGUUGGAAGAGGCAUUGAAGGAUUGCAAUGUGAUUAUAGUGCCUGCUGGUGUGCCCCGAAAGCCUGGUAUGACGAGAGACGAUUUGUUCAAUACCAAUGCUGGGAUUGUCAAGAUUUUGGCUACUGCUGCUGCCAAGGUCGCACCAAAGGCCCACAUGCUCAUCAUCUCAAACCCCGUAAACUCCACCGUCCCCAUCGUAGCAGAAGUCUUCAAAAAGCACGGCGUAUUCGACCCCAAACGAUUAUUCGGUGUCACCACCCUCGACGUUGUCCGAGCCUCUACUUUUGUAGGUGCCAACAAGUCUCUCGACAAUGCAAAGACCAAAGUAACUGUAGUAGGUGGUCACUCUGGAAUCACAAUCGUCCCGCUCCUCUCUCAAACUGGCCUCAAAUUCUCACAAGAAGAAUUGGAGAAGCUCACUCACCGAAUUCAAUUCGGUGGUGAUGAAGUCGUCAAGGCUAAAGAUGGUACUGGAUCUGCUACCUUGUCUAUGGCUAUGGCAGGUGCACGAUUUGCCAACAACUUGAUUGAAGCUUUGGGUGGCAAGAAGGGUAUUGUCGAGCCAACCUAUGUAUUCUCUCCUGUUAUGGCUGAUAAGGGUGUUGAGUUCUUUGCUACCAAUGUUGAAUUGGGUACUGAGGGUGUUGCCAAGAUCCACCCAUUGGGUACUCUAUCUGACUACGAAAAGAAAUUGAUUGAUGCCGCUGUACCAGAACUCGCUGCCAACAUCAAGAAGGGAGUUGAUUUCGUGCACAAAUCCGCAUAA